AUGUCUGCCUCGUCUAUACACGCUGAUGCGCCGCCCAGCGUGGUGCGGGACCCAGAGGGUCUACAAUAUGAGACGGGCCCACACCUGGGCAAAGGUGGCUUCGCUAUCUGCCAUCGCGCGAAGCUGAUGGGGCACGACCAUCUCGGCAGCAGCACAGUCGCUUUGAAGAUCGUCAAGUCCAAGAUGGAACCGCCCAAGCUGGCUCAGAAGAUCCAUUCCAAACUAUCUCAUCCCAACAUCGUCGAGUUCUACCGCGCCUUCUCCUUCGAAACCAGCACCUAUGUUGUCCUUGAACUGUGCGAAAAUGGCUCGCUCGCCGACGCGAUCAAGAAGCGAAAAUAUUUCACCAUGCCCGAGAUCCGACGAUUCAUGAUCCAGACGUGCGGCGCUAUCAAGUACCUGCACCAGCGUAACAUUGUCCACCGAGACCUCAAGACCGGCAACCUCUUCUUGGACCGAGAUAUGAAUGUCAAGGUUGGCGACUUUGGCCUCGCCGCGCUGCUUGUGUCACAGAGUGACUACGGCGCGAUCCGAAGAACCACCAUGUGUGGCACACCAAAUUACCUGGCACCCGAGGUUCUUGAGAAGACAGGCAAAGGCCACGACGAGAAGGUGGACCUGUGGGCAAUAGGCAUCAUGAUGUACACACUUGCUGUUGGAAGGGCACCUUUUCAUGCUGCCAAGCGAGAGGACAUCUAUCGCAAGCUCAAGGCUUGCGACUACACAUGGCCAGACCUAGCCAAGUUUGCAAACGAGAUCACCGACGACCUACGAGACAUCGUGUCGUUGCUGCUCGUCCACGAAGACGAGCGACCCACCCCCGAUCAAAUCGUUGCCCAUCCAUUUUUCAAACUGGGCUUCAUCCCGCUCGAGCUGGAAAGUGCAUGCACCUCGAGGAUACCCAAGUGGUCCAAGAUCCGUCCCCCAACAGCAUCAACCAUCAAACGCGGGUACACCGAGGAGUGGUGGACAAUGUGCAAGGCGUCUGCGGUUGGAGAAUACGAGCCAGGAAAAUCUUUCGGAGCAUAUGGCAGCAGAAGAAAUAAGGCGGUGGCAAAGGAUUGUCAGAAGGAGAUCGAGGCGGGCAAGCAGCCCAACAUCCCUUUCGCCAAAGACUGCGUGUACGUGCCUUUCCCUGCACGCGUGCAAUGGCCACACCAGCCGACCGGAGGCUUGAGCGAGAUCUCAGAAGAGAAGGAGACGUCUUCCGAAGGUCCAGCCCUCACAGAAACUACCGCCAAUGAGCGGCCAAAGGGUCGACUGCCAAAGGUCUCGAGAAAAGAGCAGACGAUGCCUACAUUGAAAGAGAACGCUGAACCAGUCGAGGAACCCGAGGCCCCAAAGCGAAUGCUAGAUAAGCAACCAACUCGAUUACGGGCCAUACGCAAAAUCUCGAAUCCCGGCCGCAUGACAGCCGCGACCGCUAUAGCACCUGCUCCUCUACGUGUACCACGGGACUCCCGAACGACUACAAGAACACGCGUAGUCAAGGAGACUUCGAGAGCUACUGAGACAGGAUUGCCUGAUCUGCCACCUCUUAGAGUUGUAAAGACGACCGUUCGAGCGAGUGCGCAGCCAGAGCCACAAGUAGAGACAGAAGCAGCUUCGCAACAACAAACGACGCGAAGCGCACCGAGGAUCAGGACAACGAGUGCAGAAAUGCCCGCUACCGAUCCAGUAUCGGUAUUAGCACGAUUGCACGUCUUUCGCGACAAUCUGGCACGAGCCCUGGAAAAGAAGACAGUCAAAUCCAGACGAGAUCAGCCCCCACAUCUGCCAUUUGUUUCCAAGUGGGUGGACUACUCACGCAGGUACGGAGUUGGGUAUGUUUUGGAUGACGGCACAAUCGGAACGCUCUUGACAGCAGAAGAUAAAUACCCAGUCACGGCAGCAUUUGCCCUUGAUGGGUACACCCACUUGAGAAAUGCUGGCAAGAAUCGUGAACAAGCGAAGAACGUUGCGCUCAGCUUUUAUACGACUGUGAAGAAGGAUCGAGGAUUGACCCGUAUCGAAGUUCUCGACAAGCGACGCGUCGAGGAAGUAAGGACCGUGUGGCACAAAUUCGGACGAUACAUGUGCGCAUCUAUAUCGGACGAGGACGCGCCAUACAGGAGGGAUCCCAACCGGGCGAACUUCGUCAAGUUCUAUCAAAGACUCGGCAGCGUUGGCAUAUGGGGUUUCGAAGACGGCGCCUUCCAGGUCAACUUCCCGGACCAUACUAAGUUGGUGCUAUCAGCCGACGCUGCAUACGGUAAAUUUAUCUGCCUUCCGGUCGAGGCAGCUUUAAAGAUGGAGGACUAUGACAAGGGAAAAUCCGAGCACCUACCAUGGAAGUAUGUCAAGACACGCGCUGUCCUUAAAGCCUCUCUACAUAAGCUUCUGUAUGGAACUGUAGAUCAAGAGGACUACAAAGAGCAGACGGAGGCCAACCUUCUACGGGAAAAGAUCGAGUUCAUCCACAGUCUGGUGUCGGAAUGGUGUCAACAGGGCGGUCUAGGUUGUUUGGCAAAGCCUAGAGACCACGUCUGGGAGGGACCCCAGCUGGAGGAGACGAAGCGCCUUGACUGGGCGAGUGUUGGACGAUACGGUGGUGAUGUCUUCUCAUGA
Messenger RNA from Parastagonospora nodorum SN15, 2607 nucleotides. RefSeq lists its product as hypothetical. The coding region runs from base 1 to 2607 and encodes 868 amino acids. Gene Ontology annotation, molecular function: protein kinase activity; ATP binding; protein binding. The transcript has 3 exons. The record is from RefSeq and is a predicted model, not a curated record. Gene Ontology annotation, biological process: regulation of cytokinesis; protein phosphorylation; regulation of protein localization to mitotic spindle pole body. Lineage: Eukaryota; Fungi; Ascomycota; Dothideomycetes; Pleosporales; Phaeosphaeriaceae. Gene Ontology annotation, cellular component: spindle pole; centrosome; spindle pole body.